Pyricularia oryzae 70-15 is the source of this 2219-nucleotide messenger RNA. Its product is annotated as transcription elongation factor S-II. Gene Ontology annotation, molecular function: zinc ion binding; RNA polymerase II transcription regulatory region sequence-specific DNA binding. The coding region runs from base 560 to 1474 and encodes 304 amino acids. The record is from RefSeq and is a predicted model, not a curated record. The transcript has 3 exons. NCBI's taxonomy places the organism in Eukaryota, Fungi, Ascomycota, Sordariomycetes, Magnaporthales, Pyriculariaceae. Gene Ontology annotation, cellular component: nucleus. Gene Ontology annotation, biological process: transcription antitermination; regulation of mRNA 3'-end processing; DNA-templated transcription.
UCACAAUCGAAAGGAAAGCUCGGAAGGAGCACUUGGGGAAUGUUUUAGUUCUAGAUAGUACUGUUCCCGCGUUUAGUUCAGAAGUGGCAUGCGCUGCAAUCUUGAUAUAUACCUACCUAGGUACCUAUUUGAUCAAUUCUUGCAUCUCUGAUCACCAAUGGAAAAAUAAACCCCCCUCGAGGGAACAUUCGGUCCGACGUGCUCACGUUUCUUCAACAAUUCGCAAAGGGCCCAAUCAGCUGUAGUUUCUUCCCGAUCAGGAAUAAACUCGAUCGCCGUCUAGACAGCCAAAAUUGAAAACUUUAGCUAUCGACGUUUUUUUUUUUUUUACUACCGAUCCCACGACUCAAUCGACCAGCCCGCCACACACGGAAAGCCCAAAAGCGACGACUCAUUUUAGCGACCCCCGUACAAAAUAAACCACCCUUGUUGCGAUCGGCCCGCCGGUUUGCCCAAACACGCACGCGACCCCGAACAGCUCGCGCUGCUCCUUUUUGAACACCCCCGCCUCGUCUUUGCAAUCGCGGAAAAUCGUCGCAUCGCCCGGCGUCCUUAAACCAUGGAUGACAAGGAGCUGCAGCGCUCCAUUAAGGAGCUCGUCAAGGCCGUCGGAAACGAGCCGCAAGAGACUAUUAUUCGCAUGCUUGAGAACCUGAAGAAGGCGACGCCAUCUGAAGACAGUCUGAGGGCGACCAAAGCAGGUGUGGUGGUUGGCAAGUUGCGAUCAAAUUCGGACAAGAGCAUCGCGCGCGUCGCCGCAGAGGUGGUCACUAAAUGGAAGAAGUCGGUUGAAGCGGAGAAGCGGAAACGGGCGGGAGGCCCCGCCGGCGCCUCGUCGCCCGCCGCCGCGUCGUCACCGACGAGCAUGAACGCGCCCUCGCCGGCCGCAGCAUCUAGGCCAUCGGGCAGCGGCAACGGCACCAAGCCGUGGACAGGCGACGCCUCGAAACGGCGCUGGGAUGCGGACAAGGUGGACAAAAACCGUACUGGCAACACGACGCGAGACAAUAUUAUUGGCUUGAUAUACAACGGACUGGCGUUCAAGUCGUACGCGCCCAUCGACGCGAUCCUGGCCAAGUCGGUCGAGAUCGAGCAGGCCGCAUUCGUGGCUUACAAGGGCGACACGGCCGAGUACAGGAACAAGAUGCGCUCGCUCUUCUCCAACCUCAAGUCCAAUCGGGACUUGGCCAAGGGCGUCUUCUCAGGCAAUAUCGCUGCUUCGAAGUUUGUCGUCAUGACGUCGGACGAGCUCAAGUCGAACGACCUGCGCAAGCAGGAGGAAGAGCUGGCCAAGGAGAACAUGAAGAAGGCACAGGUGCCCAUGGCCGAGAGGUCCAUCAGCGACGCGCUGGAGUGCAGCAAGUGCAAGCAGAAGAAGGUCAGCUACACGCAGGCGCAGACAAGGAGUGCUGAUGAGCCUAUGACGACAUUUUGUGAAUGUACCGUGUGUGGCAAUCGGUGGAAGUUCUCUUGAAGCUGCCCAUCUGCCACGCUGAGGAGGCAUGUCGCCAGUAUGCGUCGUUUUUUUACUAGCUAUGGGACCGGUAGAGGUCCCCGAUACCCCGACUGGAGGCUAGGUGAAAGUGCUCUCACGGUUUGUUGAUCAGCAAAGAUUGCACCUCGACUCUGAAAAGCAAGUAAUAACCGAAAGGCUGGUUGCAUGUCUAACAUGUCUUUUUUUAUUUUUUAUAAACUGCAACUGGUUGUUUUCCAUAUGGCUGGAACCAGUUAUAGAAAUCACGCAGCAUUGAAUUAUCGUGAGAUCAGUUUGGGUUUGGUGAAAAGAGAACAAAAAAAGAAGAAAAAAUAGCAAGGUGUUAAGAGUACUCGAUUUUAAGUGUUUAUUUACUAUUAUCAUUUCUUCCUUUUUUCUCUCUCUAAGGCUAUGGGGGUGGCGGAAAGGGUGCGGCGCAUGAUGCGUUUUAGAUCUGGCUUUGUCCAUUUACCGAGCGUCUUAUUAUAUCCAGUUGGCCAAGUACCUUUUGCUUGCCGACAAAAAAUGACGUAAACCAGAUUUUCCUGGUUAUUCGACAAGAUCAGCUUGUUUUACAGGUUGGCUAUUAUUACGAGUUUUCAGGGGGUUCCGAGUUGAUGUGAAUCGUCUCGAGGCUUCAGUCCAAGCAAAGUGAGUAAAUCCUCCGGGCUGCUUGGCUUCUCCCCACCCUCGGCGCCCUCCUUGCGCACGUCGCCCUCGAGCCCUUUGUCGGCCACCUGCUUAU